This is a messenger RNA of Heterocephalus glaber (naked mole-rat), 7821 nucleotides long. Lineage: Eukaryota; Metazoa; Chordata; Mammalia; Rodentia; Bathyergidae. The record is from RefSeq and is a predicted model, not a curated record.
CAGCCUCUGUUUCCUCCUCCGUACAAACAAAGCCUGUCCUGCCCUGAGCUCUCCGAGGUUCCAAGGCAGAGGUGGGAUAAACACUGUCAAGUCCCAUGCAAGUGGAAGUGUGGCGUCUGGCCACCUCUCAGAGAACCUAACCGCGCCAAGUGCUCCCCCAGCAUCCUCUGGCCGCUUCCUCCUGGGCAGAGGGGCACCCACCUUGGCCAGGGCUGCCCCAAACCCGGCCCCUCCCUCGAGACUCCCCCACGGCCCAGGCUCCACCGCUACAACCGAGCAGCACAUCCUUCUGAGUUUGGAUUUAGUCUGCACUAUGCAGAUAAGAAAACUGAGGCUCAGAGAGGUUGACAUCCCCCACCCCAGCCCCAAUGCUUCUCAGCUGGAAAGGUGGCAAAGCCAGCACUUGUGCCCCUGUUCUCCUCCCUGCAGCCCCUGGGGCCGGAAGCCCAGGUCACCUGAUGCCCCCCCCCACCUUUGACAAGCCCAGGCAAAGGCAGGAACUCCCAGAGCGGCCAGGAGCCUUGCCCAAGUGGCCCGGCAGGCUGGGACUUCCUGACUCUCGGCGGGGCUGCGGGAUGGAGACUGCUCUGGCCCAGGAGGUCACAGACAGGAAUUGAGGCUGGGUUCCCACUGACUCUGUCCCACGGAGCUCAGGGCACCCCUGGUGCACAGACUACUGCACACGUAGGUCCCCAGGCCAGGGUGGAGCUGCCACUCCGUCCUGGGUACCAGGCCCGGGGCCAUGACACAGCGAGGCCAUCAGUGGUAGAGUGGAAGCUCCCAUGCCUAGGAGUUACCUGGGAAACUAAGAAAACACACAACCAAUCCAGUCCAACCAGAGGCCGGGUCCCCACAGAUUCUGAUCUAAGUGAAAUGGGAUGCAGCCAGGGCAGCAAGACUUCUAGAACCCUGCUGGGAGAUUCUAGGGCGUGACUGAGCAUCCAAAGCCCCGUCUUGCCGUGGCUGCAGACGGGAAGCAGCCUUGAGGCAACCUGAGUGACAGGAGUGGUGGAAAGACAGAGGACCCCCAGGUUUUAAGCACCUACUGUGUGCCAGGCGAGGUAUUGCUGCCUGAGCCAAUCCCAUUUUGCCCUUCCUGUACGCCCGGGGCUGGACACAGCGUCCCUGUCCUGCAGGUGUGGACACUGAGGCUCGAAGUGACUUGGCAAGUUCCGAGACCAUGCUUGGCAGGGCCACAUCUCCCAACCAACCAGAUAUCAAGUACAUCGAAGUCACUUCGAUGAGACCGAGAGGCCAGGACGGUGCCCCGCGCAGCUCCAGCCUGUCUGUCACCCCACCCUUUGGCUCCCCACGCGGCGGCGGCCCCCUCCUCUGCAGAGACGUCCCCCGGGAGACCCGCAGCAGCGCCGAGAGCCUCAUCUUCUCGGGGAGCCAGGGCAGGGCUCCCGCCCCCCGCCCUUCCCCCAGCAUCGCCAUCCCCUCCGUGGGGGGCAGGGCCUCGGGCCCCCAUGGCUUGGGCUCCCCGCUGCUGGCCUCCCCGAGCUUGGAGAAGGAGCCGAGGGCCCUGACACCCCAGCGGGGCAGCAGGGGCUCGGUGCUGUCGGCCAGCCCGGCUUCCGACGUCAGCUACGUGUUCGGAAGCAGCCAGUCUCUCCUCCAUGCCAGCGUCUCCAGCCACCAGUCAUCUCUGAGGUCCUGGGAAAGCCCAGCCAGCUCCUCCUCCAGCCUCCACAGCCUCGGCCCUGAGACCCUGUGCACGAGACCUGGCAGCGUCCAGGCCCCCAGGAACCCUGGCCCAGGCUCGGUCCAGCCCAGCGUGACUCACUCCCUUCCGCCGGCCAUGGAGCACGCCAGCAGCUGCCCGGCGUCCACUGCCAACUCCAUGGUGGACAUCCCCAUCGUGCUGGUCAACGGCUGCCCAGCACCUUGGUCUGCCCCACCCCAGCGGACACCAGGACCUUUUCCCAGCCACCCCUGCCCAGAAACCAAGAGCCAAGCUCAGACCCUGCCAGACGUCCCCUCUGCCAUGGCCCCGGAAGGUCCUAGCAGGGACACACAACCCACCAUGAAGUUCGUGAUGGAUACAUCUAAAUACUGGUUUAAGCCGAGUAUCACUCGAGAGCAAGCCAUAGAGCUGCUGAAGAGGGAGGAGCCAGGGGCCUUCGUCAUCAGGGACAGCUCCUCCUACCGUGGCUCCUUUGGCCUGGCCCUGAAGGUCCCCGAGGCCCCUGCAUCCGCCCACCACCAAUCAGGCGAGGACAGCUGUGACCUUAUCCGACACUUCCUCAUCGAGUCUUCGGCCAAAGGGGUACAUCUCAAAGGAGCCGAUGAGGAGCCCUACUUUGGGAGCCUCUCUGCCUUCGUGUGCCAGCACUCCAUCAUGGCCCUGGCCCUGCCCUGCCCGCUCGCCAUCCCGCAGCGAGAGCUGGGAGCUGCAGACGGAGCCGCAGAGCCCCCCACAGACAGCCGGGCCUCCAGCCCCAAGAAAUCUGCAGGCUGCCACACCCUGUACCUGAGCUCCGUGAGCGUGGAGACCCUGAGCGGGGCUCUAGCCGUGCAGAAAGCCAUCUCGGCCACCCUGGAGCAGGAUGUCCUCCCCACGCCCACCGUGGUCCACUUCCGAGUCACCGAGCAGGGCAUCACGCUGACCGACGUGCAGCGGAAGGUCUUCUUCCGGCGCCACUACCCACUCAGCACCCUGCGCUUCUGUGGCACGGACCCCGAGCAGCGGAAGUGGCAGAAGUACUGCAAGCCCUCCCGGAUCUUCGGGUUCGUGGCCAAGAACCAGACGGAAGCGCAGGAAAACGUGUGCCACCUCUUCGCCGAGUACGACGCGGUGCAGCCGGCGGCGCAGGUCAUCCGCCUGGUCGUGGCGCUGCUGCAGGAGGUGGAGCGGGUGUAGGGGUCGGCGGCCCCUCCUGCCGGGACCUGUGUGGGGACCUGUGGGGCCUCUGCUCCAGGCUGGUGACGCUCUCGCGGUGGCCUUUGGGUCCACCUGCCCGGCAGUGGCUGGUGUCGCACACCUAGACUUGCCGAUGUAACUGUCCCACGCGUGGGAGGUGCGGGCAGAGACGCUGGGGCUCCGGCGCGGCUUCCAGGGCGUGUGGCCGCGGGUGGCCCCCGGCCUCGCGGCCACAAGGGGGCAGCAGAGAGUCAGGAAUACUGAGGCCGGCCGCCUGAGACCGGAGAGCGGGAGCCUUUCCGCCGCUUCCCCCGGGAAGGCAGCCCUGGAGGCGCGCCAGCUGCAUCCCAGCGGGCACCGCUGUCUCGAGAGCAUCGCUGUGUUUGGCCGAGGCCGGGCCUGAGGGAAACAUCAGAUUGCGGCCCGGUUGGCUGUGCGCCCACCUGGCCCGCACUCGUCUGCAGGUCGCCCAGGUUCUCAAGGCUGCUGGGCCCGGGCCCAGCUGUGGGGCGGGCAGAGUCCUCUUGUCCCCCUAAGUGCCCAUGUCACUCCCAUUACCAGAAAAGAAAGUGUCUGUCGCCCCAGUGCCGAGGAUGGGGUCCCCAACACAGGAGACCCCGUCAGACAGGACCGGGUUAGACAGGCCUCCCCCCUCCGACCACAGCUCCAUCGGCCACUCUGCCCCCCUCCCCCGUGCCUGCCUCUGCCUCCGCUGGUGGCGCCGGAGCUGCUCGGGGAGUCCGGAAGGAUCCCUGAACCCGGGUGACCCGAGCCACCGGCCCGGCCUGCCGCUGGACAAUGGCCCCUUCAUCCCACCCUGGGCCUUGGGCUCUCCCCAGCUCCUGCCAGCUGGCCACCCCCUCCCUCGCCUGUCCCUGGCGAUGCCCCCUGUAGGCUGCAGGACGUGCAGGGUCACCACAGUGCAGGGCCUCAGAGGAUCGAUUCCCUCCCUCCCGCCGCACCCUGGGGCCUGGGCCACAGCAGGGGCAGCUGGGCAGGGAAGGGGCCACCUGAUGCCCACACCCCACGCCCUAUGUCCUCCAGCGGGGGGACUGCAACCUCUCACCCGCACCCUGACCGGACUCCUGCCCUGUGGUCCCAGCCCUGCCUGCUCACAUCCAGCCCGUCUGAGCCUGCCUGGCCUUCACCCUGUGCCACCCAGGAGUCUGUGGGCUCAGAGCCAGGGUAGAGGGUGGAGGCUGCAGGUUCCAAUCAGCAGCUGCUGUCCCCGUUCAUGCAACCCGCACUUCCCAGCAGCAGGCAGGCUCGGCCGGAAGAGGGGCAUCUGGGCAAGAUCGGCUUUUCUCAGGAGGGAGCAGGGCACUGUUUCCACGGAGUUAACAUUUGAGCUGGGUUUUCAAGGGUGGAUAGGAGUUUGCCAUGCAAAGAGGGGAAACCAACUUUUAUUGGAGGGAAUCCCAUGUGCUAAAUCCAGUGUGAGACACUUCAUAUGUCCAGUUCUGUUUUGUAGGAAGCCCCAGGGUCAUCAGGAACCUUUUGUGCCAAGCUGAGAAGGAGUGUUUUUGAAUGAAUGAGGUUGGACACAGGACCACUUGUACAGUUGUGCAGGUUCUGCAGUGCACAAUUGCACAUGGCAACCUGCUUGGACUUCAUGUAGGUAAGAGAGAGGCUUUGGGGCAGAGGAGGAACUGACAAUUUGUGCUCUAGAAGCAUGGCUAGGGGUGCAAGGAAGGACCUGAGACCUGGGGGAGAAGGGCUUGGGAGGAGGAAGUGGAGAGGACUUGGCCCUCAAACAGGAAGUAGGGGGAGGCUCGGGAGAGGGGCUGCAGCUCCCCACAGGCCGGGGAGGCACCAGCUUGCUCUGGGCCCAGAUCCCUUCUCACAUCAGUACCCUCAGGGUGUAUGCGCAGCUGGCUUGGACUCUGUGUCCCAGGCUGGCCUUGAACUGGAGAUUCUCCUUCCUCAGUCUCCGUGAAAUCACUCUCUUCCUCUUCUAAAGCCACCAAUCCUAUAGCGUCAGGACUCCAUUUAACCUCAGUGAGCCCUAAAACUCCCCGCCUCUUAAGUGGAAUCACAGCGGGCUGGGUGAAUUCAGUCAAUAUCCCCUCUCCACAGGGCCCCGCCUCCCCACCUGCAGCCCCGCUGGCCAGGAGGUGGCCCAGGGUGGGAAAGACCGAGGCUCAGUUUCCCCAGCUACCCAGCUCCCAGUGCGGAAUGGGGCUGAUGGGCCAGACACAGCCAGGCGGGACGUGCUCCAUGCUGUCCCCACGCAGACAGGGCCCCUCCCCAACUCGGCUGUGUCUUCUCCCAUACCUCCCCUGUGCCCCUCAAGCCCUAGGACUUCUGUUAGAUGUGGGACCGCAGAUUCAGAGGUUGGGUAGAUUCCUGAGGGCGACUGUCCUGAACAGCACAGCAGGAUUCGAAGCCAGGCAACGUGAACCCAAACGAGCAGAAGAACCGAGGUCACCCGAGCCAGUCCCCUGCCUCCUGGGACAGCAGGAUAGGCACAGGGCCGUCUGCUUCUCCUGUCUCUUACCCCAGUAGGGCCCAAGUCCUCUCCCCAGCUCUGUCCCUCACCCCGGCUGCUCAGGACGCUGGAAAAGCCACUCAUGCCCCUCUGCCUGAAAGCAGGCACUUGUGUCCUGCAACCCCUGUCCCCCCAGGUGGCAACCUCUGGCUUCCUGUCUCACUGAGAUUUCCUGUCUCGGGCGGCUUCUGCGCCACAGCUGUCCCCAGGCCUGCAGAGAGAAGCCGCCAGCCAGGGCCCCUUCCUUUGUUCAUGUGUCCACCCAGCAAACAUCUGCAUGCCCGCUGUGCACAUGAAGAUAGGAGAGUAUUUCCGAAAAACAGAAAAUAGCAAUCGGGGGAAACCUAAUACAGGAAACAAACAAGCAUGGCAGGAAGUAAUGUGGAGGGAGAUAUUCUGCCUGGGACAGCCAGCAAGGAGUCCUCAAAGGAGGUGAUACUGGGGGUAAAAGCUGAAGAGCCCAGGGCAAGAGUGAUUGGCCCAAGGGAAUGGCGCAUGCAGAGGCCCUGAGGUUGGCAUGCGUCGUGAUCAAGGGGCUGAAAGGACCUUAGAGGAAAUGCAGGGCCACAGGGAGACCCCUUCCACUGCCUUCCUGUGCCUUUGGAGCUGGGUGUAUGCGUCCACCCUUGCAUACCCAGGUUUGUGGCCCCCAGCAGCCUCUUGUGCCCAUACACAACCAUCGGCCUCCCCUGGGGCUGCAGCUCUUCCUUCUUCCCAAGCCCUGAUGAGCUCCUAAGCACCUCUGCUGCCCAAACGGCCCUUCCUAUGUGUGAGAUCACCCUGCUCCACCCUCCCUGGGGAUGUUGGGGCAGAGAUGCCGCCCUGGCCUCUGACCCAUUCCUGCCCAGUGCUCAUCACUGCCCUCAGGCGGGCCCGCCCAACCCUGGUCCCUGCCCCUGUAACGGGCACAGGAGGUCCCUGAGGCCCCCAGCGGGCCCUGCAGGGCCCAUCUGCACGGGCAGGCCCUCCCCCAGCCCAGGGCCUUCUCCCCCCACAGCCCCAAGACUGCCCCUACCCAGAGGCGACACAUGCAUUCUAGAGGCAGCCUCUGUUCUCCCCCGGUGAAAAAGAGAACAGGAGCAUUUUCACGGUUCUCCAGGCCCCAUUUGCUGUUUAGCACAAGCCCUCUUCGGAAUCACAGCCCCUAAUCAGCCUGGACGCUGGUGGCUGAGGCUCCCCAGAGAGGGCCCCCAGAACUGACCCGGGGCUCUGGGUCCCAUGCUGGCCUGGCCUGACCCCUCACACUGCUGCGUCCAGCCUGGGGUCACUGAGCAGUCACAUGUCGCUUCCAAUGAGAACCCUUGGACUGCGGCUGAGAAAUGAAGUUGGGAAACAGCUCAGCCAAAGGCAAUUGAACUUUUUUUGGGGGGGGGGGGGAACCCUCUAUUGUCCAAGUAACGUUUCACGAUUCUGGAAAAUUGCGCUGAUUUCCUGAGCAGUCGGCUCUCAUUUCCCCCCUCCCAGCUGCCCCAGCCUCCGCGCUCUGGCUUCACUCAAGACAAGGAGCCGGAAGGGCGGCAGAGACCCCCAGGCCCGGGGAGGGGGAGGGAGCGCCUGUCCCCAGCUGUCCCCAGCUGUCCUCCCUCUCAGCCCUGACUCCCAGGGGCGGCGGAACCUGACUCUGGAGCAUCACAGUCCUGGGCAUCCCUCCGUCUCAGCAACCAGCCUGCACCCGCCCCUCCUGGCCUCUGUGGGUGUUCGGGCUCUAGGGGUGCAGAGAGUGGCCCAGCUGUGCAGCAUUUGUGCAGCUGCCAGGCUGGCAGGGGAACCGUCUGCCCCCUGACCCCAGCCUGGCCCUGGCGCAGGAACUGCUCUGUCUGCAAGGCCACAGCUGAGGUUGAGGGGAAUGAGCCUGGGGCCACUCCAGAAAACCAGGGGACAGUGUGCCCCCCUUGGGACCUCCAGCUGAGCCAGGAUUCGGGAUGGCCAGGCAAGUGGUGCAGGGUGCCAGUCCCGGCAGGGUGGCCCAAAGGUGUGGGAUUUGUCCUCAGCGGCCACCCCCCAUCAGCACCCUAUGCAGGCCAGCAACGUUCCAAGACCACCAGCCCAGAGCAGGGAGAAGAGGGAAACAGAAGGAGGAAGUCCAGCCCUGUCAAACAGGAACCUCGUGCCCCGCUUCCUCUGACCCGACCCUGGCUUGGUGACCUUGGUAUCCGGGCCUCACUGUCCCCAUCAGGAAAAUGGCCUGGGGGUCGGUGACUGCUUCCACAACCCGGCUUCUUGCAGUGCCAGCUGAGCCUGCCCGCUCCCCCUUGGCCUGGGUGGCCCCUAGGAAGAGGGCACUGACCUUCGCUGGAGAAUUCAGAGUUGGCAAAGGGGGCCAAGAGAGUGGGGGACAUGGCCAGCUAUGGAAGCCACUAAUCUCGGGCUUCUCCCCACCCCACCCCAGGGGACUUCAGCCGCCUCCACUAAAAGCAAUUUGUCAUGCCCUGAAUUAAGUGAUUCCAACAAGGGUUUAAUUUCAGUUUAA